Molecule: messenger RNA, 1089 nt
Organism: Penicillium canescens
Lineage: Eukaryota; Fungi; Ascomycota; Eurotiomycetes; Eurotiales; Aspergillaceae
Exons: 7
Coding region: 1-1089 (362 amino acids)
Source: RefSeq, a predicted model, not a curated record
AUGGAUGAUCCGGGUCUUGAUGAAAUUGCUCGUCAAUUAUCCGAUCUGGAAGUGGCACUCCUUCUGUGUCUUGUUGCCCGUGAACACUGCCUGAUCGAGACCACCAGUCAUUGUAUUCACGACCUCGCCAAAGAACUUGCCUUGAUUGCCACAACUACCUUCAAUUAUUCAUAUUGCAUUAUCGACUGCUCCUCGGCAACGUCUAUUGACGAUGUUGCCAAUGAUGUUCUCACUCCUGACGCACGAACACAGCACCGCCCACCGCGUCCAUGGCUGAGCACUGAACCAUCAAGCAAACGUUCAUCAUAUAAGAGCUUUGAUGACCCGAAGAAGGGACCAGUCCCUAUUGCUCACCUUGCUAGCAGUAAUGUCGUAAAUGUUGUGAUCGCCAAAAACCUCAACUUCGUCAGCGAUGAUAUUCAAGCACAUCUCCUACAGUUGAUGCGAUCAAGGGAAUUGGUCGUCGAGAGUGGCACCCUUAAUGCACCCGACGAAUUCCUGUUUAUCCCUCUUGUAUCUCGAGACUCUGAUCAACUUCAACCACCUUUGAAGUUUCACCUGAACGACAACCUUUUCAUCUCCCACUUUCAUAGCCCGGAGUCCGGCUACACUUAUCUCGAAGAAAACGAUUGGCUUUCAGAUGGGCAACUCUCUGCCUCAUCUGUUAUUCAUAAUUCAAAGGGUCACCAAAUAAAGGGGCCAGCUAUCACCCAAACGGUGAUAGAACAACUCCAAGAAGCAAGUACGACAGUAUCUACAAGUUCUGAAGUUGUUCGAUACAUCCAAGACAUAGUUGUCUUCUUACGGCUCAGUCGCGCUGUUGCCGGUGGUGUAUCUGCCAAAGCCAACAUCCAAUUUUCCCGAUUUGCACAACUUCUAGCACCUCUACAUGGAAUCGAUUAUCUAACCCCUUCAAUCGUGGCCUUGGCUGCAAGGAAGGUCUUCCGCCAUCGCAUCAUCGUCACAGCCCCAGGCGAAGACCGCAGUCUACAGUACGGAAGUAAUAUACAUGCAGUGUCUCAGGUUCUCGCUGAUGUUACACCGGAUACAAUCCUAGAUGGUGUUCUGGCUCUGGAGCCACCGUUAUAA